Psilocybe cubensis is the source of this 1185-nucleotide messenger RNA. RefSeq lists its product as uncharacterized. Gene Ontology annotation, molecular function: rRNA (pseudouridine) methyltransferase activity; rRNA binding. The transcript has 6 exons. Bases 1 to 1185 code for a protein of 394 amino acids. NCBI's taxonomy places the organism in Eukaryota, Fungi, Basidiomycota, Agaricomycetes, Agaricales, Agrocybaceae. The record is from RefSeq and is a predicted model, not a curated record. Gene Ontology annotation, biological process: rRNA base methylation. Gene Ontology annotation, cellular component: nucleolus; small-subunit processome.
AUGGAGGCACCAACAGCGACAGUACCUGCGCGACGCAGACGGCAUUCUGGGUCCAUGGACAAUAGCCAUGCCGAGGGCAUUCCCAACAUCAAUAAAAUUUUAGGAACCGACAACGGGCCUAUCGAACCUCCACCAAGACCAAAAUCAACACCUGGCGAGCGUCCCACCCAACGUCGACGCCAAAAAAGCCCUGUUCGAAGCGAGGAACGGAAACAGGGAGAUGAUGAUGGGGAAGAACAAGAAAACGGGCCAGUCAUGCAAAUCGACGACGAGAGCCGGGCUAACCCUAAGCCUUCGACCGCUACUCCCAUCACGAUUCUGAAAAAUACGCACAACCACACUACGACUGCAGUAGAACGUCCUACUCGGCCUCUUCCUUCUUCUAAGUCACGUAAAAUGGCUUCAACAGCCACACCUCUUAAUCCUCAUGCCCCGAUUCACCACCCCGCGAACCCGUUGAUGUUGCCUGUGCAAGCUCAGGUGCCCCGUGGGGCUGCUGCGACGACGCAGCGCAGACUUUUUGUCAUCCUGGAGCAAGCGUGUUUGGAAGCAUAUAAGGUAUCGGGCGGAUCAUCUGGUGCAAAGGGUCGAGGAGGAAAGGAAGGAGGCGAAGCAAAAUAUACCCUCCUAAAUUGCGAUGAUCAUCAGGGCAUUCUGGCAAAGACUGGUCGAGAUAUUGCUGAUGCCAGACCUGAUAUCACACAUCAGUGUCUCCUGACUUUGCUCGAUUCGCCACUUAACAAGGCGGGUUUGCUUCAAGUUUACAUUCACACUGCUCGCGGCGUCCUUAUCGAGGUUAAUCCUCAUGUGCGCAUACCACGUACCUUCAAGCGAUUUAGUGGCCUCAUGGUGCAACUCCUUCACAAACUUUCUAUUCGUGGGGUGAAUGGUCCCGAAAAGCUGCUAAAAGUCGUCAAAAACCCUGUUACUGAUCAUCUUCCCCCGAACACCGUCAAACUCACACUGUCUUGUGAUGCUCCCACCCAGCGCCUCUCCAAGUACUUGCCGACUCUUCCUACGACACACAACAUAGCAGUAUUUGUUGGGGCCAUGGCUCGUGGAAAGGACGAUUUCGCUGAUGCAUAUGUCGAUGAAAAGAUUGGUAUCAGUGCUUAUCCACUCAGUGCCAGUGUUGCUUGUGGAAAGUUCUGUUGCGCCCUGGAAGAACUUUGGGAUAUCGUUUAG